AAAAAUAAGAUAAUCGAGCAUACAAAAAAAUUGACUAUUCAGCAAAGAGCAUGCACUGAGUUUGUUUGAAGCAACAAGACGUGCAAAAAAAAGUCCUAUGAAGUAUUCUCUUUGAAACUCAGCGUGCAUGUCUGGCGCAAUUGAUUAUUGGCCUGCGGUCAUAUUAGAACAUUUUUUCCUCUCUCGGGCAGUGGGGCUCUGUCUCGGGUCGAUGGUCCUUCACGUUUUGUCAUCUUUAUCCCUCUAAAUCCACUGAAGUACUAAAACACUCAGGAUAUCCUCAAAAUGAAUUUAUGAAGCAUGUCAAUACGAAAGAAAAAAUCUGUUAUUAGCAACAUGGCGCUCAUCAGAAAUCUCUCAACUUCAAAGGGUUGCAGACCUUCUUCAAAUCAGGGCUUGGUGUUGGUUUCUUUGAGAAUCCGUUUGCCGUCUGCUUCAGUUAUUAUGAAAUUAAAUUCUGAGUGAAAUACAAUAGUUGGGUUUCUCUCGGCUCAGCCCUCUAUGUUGAACUUACGUUAUAGCUUUCAAUUAGGAUGCUAAAAACUAACAAAGCACACUUGCGGACAGGCAUUUGCGUAGUGACUGAACUUUAUCCAAAUGAGAUGGAAGGGUUUCUUUUUCAUGUAUGAUUUAUUCUGUGGAUAAUCUUUUGUACAUAUGACACCUGUGAAGAAUUUCAUGGACCCAGUUAAUUCUUACUUAAGUGGAAUUAAUUAAUGACAAAUGUACGAUGCAUCUCACUAGCAGGAAAAUUUGGGAUGAAUUUCCGUAACGCACUACUUCUUGUUUGUCUUUUGUUUUUGUACGUCGCCGGAAAUUCCCGUCCAGACGGAAGUUUAGAAAUAUUAAUGUUUAUAAGUCAGCUGCCUCUUCAUGCCGUAGGGGCGGGUGUACUCUGUGAUAAUAUCCCGGGCCUGGCCGGUCGACAGCGCCGUCUCUGCAGGAUGCACCCGGGGGUGAUGGUCAGCCUGGGCGAGGGGGCCAAAAUGGGGAUCAAGGAGUGCCAGAGUCAGUUCCGGUUUCAUCGAUGGAAUUGCAGUACCCUCGACAGAGAUGCCUCUGUUUUUGGAAAAGUUAUGCUAAAAGUAGGAAGUCGAGAGUCUGCUUUCGUAUACGCCAUUUCCUCGGCGGGAGUUGCCCACGCCAUUACCCGGGCCUGCAGCAAAGGUAACCUGCUCCAGUGUGGAUGUGAUCCUAGCAAGGUCGGCAAGAGUCGAGAUAAGCUUGGCUGGUUUGAGUGGGGCGGAUGCAGCGACAAUGUUCGGUGGGCUAGCCAUUUCUCUAGAAUGUUUAUUGACGCCAGAGAGCGAAGGGUGCGUGACGCACGCGCACUGAUGAAUCUCCAUAACAACCGUGCCGGAAGACGAGCUGUCAAAAAAUUUAUGAAACUAGCCUGCAAGUGUCACGGUGUGAGUGGGGCAUGCACCAUUAGGACGUGCUGGCAAGCAAUGCAGCCCUUUCGCCGAGUUGGCGAGUAUCUAAAGCGGAAGUAUAAUGGGGCUACUCACGUUAUGAUAGACCAAGGUGGUUCCGGAAUAGUUGUUGCAAACCAUCACUACAAAAAACCCACGAGGAAGGAUUUAGUGUAUCUAGAGGCAUCCCCGGACUACUGUGUCCGAGAUCUUUCCAUUGGAUCAUUGGGCACCGCCGGGCGCCAGUGUAACAAAGCGUCCUUAGGAACUGAUGGGUGUGACAUCAUGUGUUGUGGGCGGGGCUAUGAUACAGAAACUGUGACGCAAUUUCAGAAGUGUCACUGCAAAUUCCACUGGUGUUGUCAUGUGAAAUGUAAACUUUGUUCUAAGCGCGUGGACAUACAUACUUGCAAAGGUCCAAGUCUGCAUGAUAAUAUUUCACACCGGAAGUCCUUACUUGGAUAGGCACUUCCGGUCUUGUACUGACUUCCAUAUUUGGAACUGCAAUUUUCAAGAGUGCUACUGAAAUGAGUACAUGUAACCACGUGGUUUUGCUGACUUAUGAAACAUUGGUUAUUUUUUACGUGUUAUACAGUAUUUAUUGAAAUAUUUAUAUUGGCAUUGUUUAUAUCAUAUUUAUUUGUUGACUGUCAUUUUUCUAUUUGUUAAGUAUGUUUUAAAUCUAGAUCUUAUACAUUAUGUACUUUUCAUAUGUACGUUAUUUCCAUUAAAAAGAAUUUCAUCCAUUCA
Molecule: messenger RNA, 2162 nt
Organism: Saccostrea cuccullata (small rock oyster)
Lineage: Eukaryota; Metazoa; Mollusca; Bivalvia; Ostreida; Ostreidae
Product: protein Wnt-2b-A-like
Exons: 5
Coding region: 717-1877 (386 amino acids)
Biological process (GO): canonical Wnt signaling pathway; cell fate commitment; neuron differentiation
Cellular component (GO): extracellular region
Molecular function (GO): frizzled binding; cytokine activity
Source: RefSeq, a predicted model, not a curated record